Molecule: messenger RNA, 1567 nt
Organism: Betta splendens (Siamese fighting fish)
Lineage: Eukaryota; Metazoa; Chordata; Actinopteri; Anabantiformes; Osphronemidae
Gene: gapdhs
Product: glyceraldehyde-3-phosphate dehydrogenase, spermatogenic
Exons: 11
Coding region: 131-1138 (335 amino acids)
Biological process (GO): glucose metabolic process
Molecular function (GO): NAD binding; NADP binding; oxidoreductase activity, acting on the aldehyde or oxo group of donors, NAD or NADP as acceptor
Source: RefSeq, a predicted model, not a curated record
AGGGCGACCAGGCUCCCCGUGGCACGUGUCGCGGGUCUCGUAUAAAACGGAAGCAGCCGCCUUAGACUGCGCACUCAGGCUCAAGAAGCAUCACCCGUGAGGUAACUCCAAACUCUCAACUGCAGCAACAAUGUCAGACCUCUGUGUUGGAAUCAAUGGCUUCGGUCGUAUUGGCCGCCUGGUUUUGAGGGCUUGCCUUCAAAAAGGCAUCAGGGUUGUGGCCAUCAAUGACCCCUUCAUUGACCUGCAUUACAUGGUCUACAUGUUCAAGUACGAUUCCACCCACGGCCGGUACCCCGGGGAUGUGUGUCAUGAAGAUGGCAAGCUCAUUGUUGAUGGCAAGCCAAUCUCUGUGUUCCAGAGCAUGAAGCCAGCAGAGAUCCCCUGGGGCAGUGCUGGAGCCAAAUAUGUUGUUGAGUCCACUGGAGUCUUCCUGAGUGUGGAAAAGGCCUCUUCUCACAUCCAAGGUGGAGCUAAGCGUGUAGUUGUGUCUGCUCCCUCACCUGAUGCUCCAAUGUUUGUCAUGGGAGUUAACGAGGACAAAUAUGACCCCUCAACCAUGACCAUUGUCAGCAAUGCCUCCUGCACCACCAACUGCCUGGCCCCCCUGGCUAAAGUCAUUCAUGAUAACUUUGGCAUUGAGGAAGCCCUUAUGACCACAGUCCAUGCUUACACUGCCACCCAGAAGACAGUGGAUGGUCCCAGCGCUAAGGCCUGGCGCGAUGGCCGUGGUGCUCACCAGAACAUCAUUCCAGCCUCUACUGGCGCUGCCAAGGCUGUAGGCAAAGUCAUCCCUGAACUCAACGGUAAGCUGACCGGCAUGGCCUUCAGGGUGCCAGUGGCCGAUGUGUCCGUGGUUGACCUGACUUGCCGUCUGACCAAGCCUGCGUCCUACGCUGAGAUUAAGGAUGCUGUCAAGAAGGCCGCACAGGGUUCCAUGAAGGGAGUGCUGGGUUACACUGAGGACCAGGUGGUGUCCUCUGACUUCAUUGGUGACACCCAUUCUUCCAUCUUUGAUGCUGGUGCUGGCAUUUCCCUCAACGACAACUUUGUCAAGCUCAUUUCCUGGUAUGACAACGAGUUCGGCUACAGCCACCGUGUCGCUGACCUGCUGCUGCACAUGCACUCCAAGGAGUAAACACUUCCUGGCCACAGAACACGUCAGGACUGGGACCACCCCAAUCAUUCUCCCAUCCUUCCCUCCUCUUUUAAACACAAGCCCUACCCAUAGCCAAGUCAUAGCAUCACGGCCCCUAGCGCUACUUCAGUAUACUGUACGUACAGUAGCAGCAAAAAUGUCUCUUGAGUGUUUUUAGUUCAUCUGUUUUUUCAUUUAACAAUGAGAAGACUGGUUGGUGACAUUAUUUGUGUCUGUGUGCCCCCUCUCCAUCUCCCACCGCCACUUUAGAUGUGUUAUUAUGGCUCAGUACUAUGGUAACUACUGAAUCCAUCUACCUGUUGGUGUGUUUUAAAGAGUUUAUCACCAGUAGAAGGAGGAAGAUUAAAGGCAGAGCUACUGUUACUCUGCUGAAGAGUUGUGAGACAAAGAAAUAAAGUUUAAAAAACC